GGCCCAGGGCGGCUCGGAGCACAGCGCCGCGCGCCAGGAACCCUGUCCGAUGUGAUCAUUAACCUCUCCGAGCGCGCAGCUGGCAGCGGAGCUUGUCAUAGGAUGUGAGCACAGCCGCAGGGACACUGCGCAGGCUGCUGACAGACUCUGGGGUUCACCUUGAGAGCUGGUGCUCCCCUCGCGCGUGGCAGAAAAAUGAGAUUCCGGCAACUUUUUUGUGUACUUUUAAUUUUUCUGACGAGUCUCCUCCUUAGCAACGGACAGAGACCAGCUAAUCUGGUGCUGAGAAGAAAGCUGCACAGGCACAACUGCCUUCAGCGGAGAUGCAUGCCGCUCCACUCCCGGGUGCCCUUCCCCUGAGAGCCUGCAGCGGGUGGCCUGAGCCUGCAGGAGCGAAGGACGAGCUCACCUCUCCCGCAUGGCCCUCACUGCGACAUCCGCCUGACUGCCCGGACCUGACCGACCAAAGACCCUGGGGAGGGUUUGAGUUCACAGACCGACUCCUGCCUGCUUCUUAUUUUUGUUUUUUGUUUUUCUAAAAGGAAAAUAACAUAAAUUGAAAAGUGAA
Messenger RNA from Chinchilla lanigera (long-tailed chinchilla), 568 nucleotides. It is a transcript of the gene Apela, whose product is annotated as apelin receptor early endogenous ligand. Gene Ontology annotation, molecular function: apelin receptor binding. The transcript has 3 exons. Lineage: Eukaryota; Metazoa; Chordata; Mammalia; Rodentia; Chinchillidae. Gene Ontology annotation, biological process: apelin receptor signaling pathway; heart development. Bases 196 to 360 code for a protein of 54 amino acids. The record is from RefSeq and is a predicted model, not a curated record.